This is a messenger RNA of Hansenula anomala, 1608 nucleotides long. It is a transcript of the gene ATG18, whose product is annotated as phosphoinositide binding protein ATG18. The transcript is spliced from 2 exons. Gene Ontology annotation, biological process: autophagy of mitochondrion; protein localization to phagophore assembly site; nucleophagy. Gene Ontology annotation, molecular function: phosphatidylinositol-3-phosphate binding; phosphatidylinositol-3,5-bisphosphate binding; protein binding. The record is from RefSeq and is a predicted model, not a curated record. NCBI's taxonomy places the organism in Eukaryota, Fungi, Ascomycota, Saccharomycetes, Phaffomycetales, Wickerhamomycetaceae. Bases 1 to 1608 code for a protein of 535 amino acids. Gene Ontology annotation, cellular component: cytosol; extrinsic component of membrane; phagophore assembly site membrane.
AUGUCAUAUAGCACACUUUCUCAAAAACAACAACAACAAGGUUCAUCUUCAGCUGCUUUAGCUGGAUCUUCUACAAAUCAAAGUUCAGUACAGACAAUACCAACUAAAACAAGUUUGGAAUGUUUAAACUUCAUAAAUUUUAAUCAAGAUGGUAGUUGUAUAUCAAUAGGUACUGAUCGUGGUUAUAAAAUUUUCAACUGUGAACCAUUUGGAAAAUGUUAUUCAAGAUUAGAUGGUGGGAUUGGAAUAGUGGAGAUGUUAUUUUGUACGUCUUUAAUUGCAAUUGUUGGACUUGGUGAUCAACCUUCAAUGACUCCAAGAAGAUUAAAAAUUAUAAAUACAAAAAGACAUUCAACAAUAUGUGAAUUAACAUUCCCAACAUCAAUUUUAUCCGUGAAGUUAAAUAAAUCAAGAUUAGUUGUUUUAUUAGAGGAACAAAUUUAUAUCUAUGAUAUAAAUAAUAUGAGAUUAUUACAUACAAUUGAAACUUCUCCAAAUCCAAAUGGAUUAUGUGCAUUGAGUCCAACUAUUGAUAAUAAUUUUUUGGCUUAUCCUUCACCACCAAAGAUAAGUACAAAUUUCAUCAAUCCAAUAAAUUCAAGUAAUAAUAUAAAUAAUAAUGGGAAUGGUAAUAAUGCAAACUCACAAUUGAAUAACAUCGAUUCAAACUCAAAUUCAAAAACAACUAAUCAAAUAAAUCGUAAUGGUGAUGUCAUAAUAUUUAAUGCUCAAACUUUACAACCAUUAGUUGUUGUCGAAGCUCAUAAGACAACUUUGGCUGCCAUUGCUAUAAGUUAUGAUGGUACAUUAUUAGCUACCGCUUCAGAUAAAGGUACAAUCGUUCGUGUCUUUGCUAUUGAAACAGGAUUGAAAUUAUAUCAAUUUAGAAGAGGUACAUAUCCAACCAAGAUUUACUCAUUAUCAUUUAGUCAAGAUAACAAAUUUUUAACUGCAAGCUCUGCCACUGAAACUGUUCAUAUUUUCAAACUUGGAUCCGAUGAUGACACUUCAAAUAAUACACAAUCACAACCAGAUAAUGAAGCAAUUGAUGCAGAUGAUAUUGUGGAGAACAUUGGUCCUUCAAUUGUUAAAAGAGCUGAAAGUUCAGGAAGUGAAGUUAGUCAGGACACAACACAAAGAAGAAUAUCAAAUUCAUCUUAUGAUUCAAUAAAUAGUAAUGAAAUUGAAGAUCGUGUUGAACCUUUGAUUGAUAUUUCAAGAAGAAGUGUUGGAAGAAUGAUUAGAAAAUCUUCACAAAAUAUUGGAAGAAAAGCAGCUGAAAAAAUAGGAACUUUUCUACCACCAAGAUUCACUUCAAUACUUGAACCUACAAGACAUUUUGCAUCAUUAAAAGUUCCAGCUGCUUCGGGUGUUAAAAAUGUUGUUUCAAUUGGUAAAGAGUUAUCUAUACCUAAAUCUGGUGAAGAGAAUACAUUUGGAAAUAGUGGUGAGUCAAGCAGUACUUCACAAGAUAAUGAUAACAAUUUGAAAUUGAUUCAUGUAUCAGUUGUCAGUUCUGAAGGAUAUUUUUACAAUUAUGGAUUGGAUCCUGAACGUGGGGGUGACUGUAUUCUUUUGAACCAGUAUUCCCUCACAGAUAGUCAAUAA